UCAGUCAAUACCCAACUGCAAAACUCGCACUUAGUUUUCUGAAACACAAUAAAAAAGCAACAGAAAAAACAUGGCAUCAGGUCAAGCAAAGAGAUCAGAUUUGGACGCUAGAGCCAAGCAAGGCGAAACCGUCGUCCCUGGCGGCACCGGCGGUAAAAGCUUGGAAGCUCAAGAGCAUCUUGCUGAAGGGAGGAGCAAGGGCGGGCAGACUCGGAAAGACCAGCUGGGCACCGAAGGGUAUCAGGAGAUGGGCAGCAAGGGCGGGCAGACUCGAAAGGAGCAGCUGGGCACGGAAGGGUAUCAGGAGAUGGGCAGCAAGGGCGGGCAGACUCGAAAGGAGCAGCUGGGAAGUGAAGGAUAUCAGGAGAUGGGCAGCAAGGGUGGGCAGACUCGAAAGGAGCAGAUGGGGAGUGAAGGGUACAAGGAAAUGGGACGUAAAGGUGGUUUGAGCACUGGCGACAAGUCCGGUCAAGAGCGUGUUGAGGAAGAAGGGAUUGAAAUUGAUGAGUCCAAGUAUCGAACCAAGACCUGAUAUGUUGUGUAACAGUGGUGGAUGGAGACUAUAAAGAUGGAUAGCUAACAGUAGUUACUGCGGACUAUAUAUAU
Messenger RNA from Cynara cardunculus var. scolymus (artichoke), 606 nucleotides. RefSeq names its product late embryogenesis abundant protein B19.4. The record is from RefSeq and is a predicted model, not a curated record. The transcript is spliced from 2 exons. Gene Ontology annotation, biological process: response to abscisic acid. Gene Ontology annotation, cellular component: cytosol. Bases 71 to 532 code for a protein of 153 amino acids. Lineage: Eukaryota; Viridiplantae; Streptophyta; Magnoliopsida; Asterales; Asteraceae.